Molecule: messenger RNA, 771 nt
Organism: Ichthyophthirius multifiliis
Lineage: Eukaryota; Ciliophora; Oligohymenophorea; Hymenostomatida
Product: ligand-effect modulator 3 LEM3 family protein, putative
Exons: 2
Cellular component (GO): endoplasmic reticulum; Golgi apparatus; plasma membrane
Source: RefSeq, a predicted model, not a curated record
AUGAAUUAAGCUGCAUAAGGGAAAAUAGAAUUCGAAUAACGUUCUUAAAACAGAUGUUGGAAAAUUUUAUUUUUGAAAAAAUGGCAUCCUUAACCAACAGUAUAAGGUACAAAGUAUUUAUUCUUAUUAGUAUCACUACUAUUUAUUGGAUUCGGUAUCGCAAUUGUCAUAAUAAAUUCCAAAAUUCAAGAGCAUAUAAUAUCAGAUUACGAAAAGGACUUAAGAAAUAGUGAUAUUGGGCUCUAAAAAUCUAUUGAAAACGGUGUAAAUUUAGAUUAAGAUGCUGUAGCUAACCCUUGCGGACUUAUCGCUAAGAGCUUUUUUAAUGAUACUUAUUUACUUUUUAAUAGUGAUAAUAUAUAAGUCCCUAUUAAUGAAAAUGGAAUUGCUUGGCCAGAUGAUAAAGGAAAUAAAUUCAAAAAAAAUAAAAAUCCAGCAGUUCAUUGGAUAGAUCCUACAAAUGAGCACUUUAUUGUUUGGAUGAGAACUAGUGGUUUGCCUAACUUCAGAAAACUUUGGGGAAGAAUAGAAUAAGAUUUGGAAGCUGGAGAAUAUUCAUUUGCAAUUUAAAAUAAUUAUCCUGUUAAUGAUUUUGGUGGUCAUAAAGGAAUUGUUCUUUCAAAUAGUGGACCUUUUGGAGGUAAAAACUAUUUUUUAGCUUAUGCAUUUAUUGCUGUUGGUAUUAUCUCUUUUUUAAUUGCAGCAGCUUUUUGGAUUAAAUAAAAAACUACUGGCGAUAAAUUUGGAAGUAAUAGGCAUCAUUAAGAUUGA